Molecule: messenger RNA, 3493 nt
Organism: Cuscuta europaea
Lineage: Eukaryota; Viridiplantae; Streptophyta; Magnoliopsida; Solanales; Convolvulaceae
Source: the annotation of a GenBank genome assembly
UCCCCCGUCUACCUAAGUGGUUGAGACAAAAAAAGGAGUAUCGAUCAACAUAGCAUAGCUAUGUAAAAACCUUAAAAAACAAGAUCACAAGCUCAAGAAGUUUUUAUCGAGAACCCUUCCAAUUUAUUGAUUUCCUCUCAAAUUUGACAUCUACGGCGAGGGAUAAAUAGGGUUGAUUUCCCAGUCUCUCUCGACGCUCCUCCUUCCCUCCAUCCAAGACCACGAAUCUCUCUCCUUAAGCCCCUCAAAGCAAGCGCUAGAUAAUGCCAGCUUCAUCAGAGGCGCGGUCCAAGUGGAAGAAAAGGAAGCCACUGAUUUCUCGAAAGCCGAGGCCUCAGCAAGAAGACGAAGGGUUUGAGGACGAGGAUGAGGAGGAAGAACAGGACCACCAGCAGCAGCAGGAAAUUGAUGAGGACCAUCAAAACCCUAACCCUUCUAUGGAUCGGAUCGCCUCUGCCAAGGAGAGUGAGCUGCUUGCGGAGGGCGGGGACAGAAUCUCCGAGUUCCCUUUGGUCAUCAGGCAUGCCGUCAGGGCUCUCCAUUCAUCAGUGCUAGACAUGGUUUCCUUGGAAAUGGCCGCCCAAAGUGGAGAGAGCAGGAGCCAGGGUCAGACCAGGGUGGUUUUGGAGAAUAUUUCCUACGGGCAGCUUCAGGCAACCUCAGCUGUACCAGCGGAUAGUCCGGCCUUGGGGCUGGAUGAACCAGGAGGAGAUGCAAGUGCAAGCGGCUCCUAUGUCAUUACACCUCCACAUAUAAUGCCCGGCAGUGGUGUGAUUAAGCGGUUUGGAAAUGCUGGUCGCGUUCAUGUUGUCCCAAUGCAUGCAGACUGGUUUUCCCCAAAUAGUGUACACAGGUUGGAAAGGCAAGUGGUCCCACAUUUUUUCUCUGGGAAAUCAACUGAUUAUACACCAGAAAAAUACAUGGAAUGCAGAAAUCAAAUUGUUGCAAAUUAUAUGGAGAGUCCCGAAAAGUACCUAUCUGUGGCUGAUUGUCAGGAGAUAGUUAAUGGUGUUAGUGUUGAAGAUAUAACUAGAAUUGUUCGGUUUCUUGAUCAUUGGGGAAUAAUCAAUUACUGUGCUAAUCGCCCUACACUCGAGUUGAAUAAGGAUGGGGCAUGCUUAUAUGAUGAUGCAAACGGCGAACUAUGUGUUCCUUCGGAAGCUUUGAAGUCUAUUGAUAGUUUGAUCCGUUUUGACAAGCCUAAAUGUCGGCUCAGGGCAAAAUAUGUUUAUCCAGAGCUUGGUUGUAACCCUGAUAAUGAAUCUGACAUUGAUAGUACUAUCCGGGAGCAAUUCUCUGAAAACAGGUGCAACUGCUGUUCACGGCCUGUUUCAGUUAUGUACUAUCAAUCACAGAAGGAGGCCGAGGUGCUAAUGUGUUUGGAUUGCUUCCAUGAGGGAAGAUUUGUUAUUGGACACUCUAGCCUGGAUUUUGUCAAGGUCAGCUCUAUGAAAGAUUAUGGAGAUCAGGAUGGAGAAACUUGGACUGACCAAGAAACACUGCUGCUUCUGGAGGGGGUGCAACUCUAUAAUGAAAAAUGGGUCCAAAUUGCAGAACAUGUUGGUUCUAAGUCUAAAGCGCAGUGCAUUCUCCAAUUUGUUCGCCUACCUCUUGAUGGCAUGCAACUUGAUAAUAUUGAGGUUCCAAGCACAUCUAGAUCCUUAGGUUCUUGCCCUGGGGAAGAUAACCAAGAAUCCCAUUCCUACUCAAAUGUCAAUAAUACAGGGAAAACUAUCAAUUUGGUCUUUGUACUAUCAUGGAAACGUCAAUUAAGUUCUCGUACUUUUAAAAAAAUCAAUCAAAUCCCCAAACUUUGAAAAAACGUUUAAUUGAGUCCAUUAGCAGGUUACCCGCCACGUCAGCAAGUCACCUGUGGUCCUGGCACCCAUGUGGCAGCCCAGUCAACAGUGACUUUGCUGACAUUAGGCACACGUGGAAGCCAAGUCAACCAUUUCCCGAUGACGUGGCACACAGGUGGACUGUCACGUGUGCACCACAUUAGCGGGUGCCUGAUGACAUGGUAGGUAGCCUGCUAAGUGACUCAAUUGAGCGUUUUUUCAAAGUUCAGGGAUUUGAUUGUUUUUUAGAAAUAUGAGGACAUUGAUUGAUGUUUUCGUGAUAGUACGAGGAUCAAAUUGACAGUUUCCCCUUUUUUUAAUAUCCUGAUGUAGGGUCAAGUUUGCAAGGUCUUGAUUCUGAUGACAAAUUUCCUUUUGCACAUUGUGGAAACCCAAUCAUGGCCCUGGUUGCCUUUCUGGCAUCUGCAGUAGGACCAAGAGUUGCUGCAUCGUGUGCCCAUGCAUCUUUGGCAGCUUUAUCCGAUGAUGAUAACUUAAUUGAACCUGCAAAUAGUGGUCAAGUUGAUGGGUCUAGAUCAAAUAAUGGAGUAACGGUAGGAACAAUGCAUGGUAGGGAAGGCAAUUCUUGUGGAGACUUGUCAAACGCCAAUCAGUGCAAAGGCAAAGGAACUGCACCUUUACUCAAUGUAAAAGUCAAAGCUGCUGCCAAGUUUGGCCUUGCUGCAGCAUCUCUGAAGGCUAAGCUUUUUGCCGAUCAUGAAGAACGCGAGAUUCAAAGACUGUCUGCUAAUAUUGUAAAUCAUCAGUUAAAGAGAUUGGAGCUAAAGCUGAAGCAGUUUGCUGAAGUUGAGACAUUGUUGAUGAGGGAAUGUGAACAGAUAGAAAGGACAAGACAACGGAUUGCUGUGGAGCGCAAUAUAUUGAUUUCACAAUUUGGAUCACCUAUGGCGUCCCGUCCUAUGGGUCUAUCAGGUGUUGGGACAUCAAUGAUGAAAAACAACAAUGUGAGCACCAGGCAACCUGUUGUUACAGGUUCUCAACAACCACCACCUCCUUUCAUUUCCGGUUAUGGCAAUAACCAACCAAUCCAUCCCCAUAUGCCGUACAUGCCACAACAAGGGAUGUAUGGGCUUGGGCCGCGGUUGCCACUUUCAGCUAUACACCCAUCCCCUUCACCUCCUAAUGCUAAUGUCAUGUUCAGCGCCUCAUCUAAUUCCCAGCCAGCAGUCCUCGGCCAUUCUAUGCUUAGACCCGCAUCUGUGAGUAAACCUGGCUUAGGCUAACUUACCAUAAGUGGCUAGGCACUGGCAUUUCAUGGGAUGGUUUAUAACAAUUGUUACCCUUCGAGCUAUGAUUGGGCUUGAUGAAGUUGGGGGCUACAGUGGCUUGCAUGUUUUUCGCCAACUUAGUAUAUUGCUGUGGGACUUGAUACGUUUUAUGUAUUGAUGAGUAGUAGUUUUGUAUGGCAACUGCAUGCCAAGUCUCUUGUAAUUUGUCCACACAUCCAGUGAGUUUACUCUACAACUAGGUAAAACUAGAUUUUGUGUUAAGCUGUACAGGUAAAUUAAUAGAGGAAAUUAAAGCUGAAAAUAGAGUUUCUUUGUCGUGCACAUGCUCGACAGAAAUUUGAUGAUAUAAGUUAAUGCCUUUAGGCUUUGAUUAUUAUUCUAUAGGAAAUUGAGAUUAUUGUAUAA